AUGAAUAUUGCCUAUGCCACAACCAAAUGUAAUGCUACCCAUUCGUGUCCAGAAAAGACUCCAUGCUGUUCUCAGUAUGGUGUCUGUGGGACCGGUUCGUUAUGUUUAGGGGGAUGUGAUCCAAGAUAUUCUUAUAACUUAACGGCAUGUAUGCCAGCACCAAGAAUGUCUGACUUAUCAACUGUUUUUGAUACUACUGAUGUUUUAAUGAAACAAGAAGAUUAUUUGGGUAAUUAUACCGAAACCGAUUGGGUUUACACCGGUGAUUUAACCACUCAUAAAGAUGCUAUCUUAAUGCAAAUGAAAAAACAUUCUUCCGGUACGGUUAUUUCUUCGACUCAAUAUUUAUGGUAUGGGAAAAUCACUGCUACCAUGAAAUCCUCUCGUGGUAGAGGGGUCAUUACUGCUUUUAUUUUGUUUUCAGAUGUUCAAGAUGAAAUUGAUACUGAAUUCAUUGGUUAUAAUUUAACUGCCUAUCAAUCCAAUUAUUACGCUUUGGGUAUCACCGAUUAUAAUAAUAGUGUUUGGCAUGAUACUACUGAUACUUUCGAAAAUUAUCAUACUUAUGAAGUUGAUUGGCAAGAAGAUAAAUUAGAAUGGUCUAUCGAUGGUAAACAUUUAAGAACUUUGAAAAAAGAAGAUACUUGGAAUUCAACCACUAAAAGAUAUGAUUAUCCUCAAACUCCUUCCCGUAUCCAAUUCUCCUUAUGGCCUGGUGGGGACUCUGCUAAUGCCCCAGGUACUAUUGAAUGGGCUGGUGGUCCAAUUGAUUGGGAUUCUGAAGAUAUUAAAAAACCAGGUUAUUACUAUGCUUACAUCAAAAAUAUCACCGUCGAAGCUUAUGAUUUGCCCUUCGCUGUCGAAUUAGAUGAUAGUGAUGAAGAUGAAGAUGAUGAAUCUAAAUUCCAUGCGUUCUUAUAUAAUUCAACAAAGGGUAAUGAAACUGAUAUCUAUUUAACUACCAAGAAAACUUGGUUAGGUAGUAAAGACGCUACCGGUAUAGAUCCUGAUAAUGAUAGCGACGAUGAAGAUGAAACGACCACCAUUGUGUCGGGUUCUGGUUCCAAAAAGGCCACCAAAGUCUCAACUAAAGCUCAUAAAACCGCUUCUUCUUCUUCUUCUUCCGAUGACAGUUACAACACAAAAGGCUCAAUCGGUGGCUUCGUUCAAAGCUCCAAAUCCCAAUCAAGUACCUCAAGCUCAGAAGCUUUCAUCAACUAUCCAUUAAAAGGUAUCAUCGGUGCCUUAUUUGCAUUGAUUGCUGCAACCAUCUCAUUUGUUAUUUAA
This is a messenger RNA of Hyphopichia burtonii NRRL Y-1933, 1287 nucleotides long. RefSeq names its product Utr2p (gene UTR2). The transcript has a single exon. The record is from RefSeq and is a predicted model, not a curated record. Gene Ontology annotation, cellular component: fungal-type cell wall. NCBI's taxonomy places the organism in Eukaryota, Fungi, Ascomycota, Pichiomycetes, Serinales, Debaryomycetaceae. The coding region runs from base 1 to 1287 and encodes 428 amino acids. Gene Ontology annotation, molecular function: hydrolase activity, hydrolyzing O-glycosyl compounds; glycosyltransferase activity. Gene Ontology annotation, biological process: carbohydrate metabolic process; fungal-type cell wall organization.